AUGACAGGCCACAAGUGUGUGCGUGCCGAAGAACAAGAGCAAUAUAAAGAACAUCCUUUCUACAUCUCAUAUCCAAGGACAACCCCAAAGCCCAGAGCGAAGCAUGGCCGUGAAAGUACAAGCCAACACGGCCUUAUCAAUUCUCACGGACGAAUCAAGCUACAAACGUUCCCUCUCACGUGGUCUAUUACGGACUCCCUAGACCUCCUCUAUGUGGUAGGGCCUAGAACCGCAUGGCAGGAAAUGACAAGCUACAAGAGCUUCAUUCUACGCGGCCUCAAACAUAAACUGGGCGACUUUGUCUUCGUCGCCAAUGAACAAACUAUAAAACGUCAGAACAUAAACAGUAACCAAGCAACACAAGAUAAUGAGGAAUGGGUAACACGCAUUCUCGAAGUCCGAGCUUUGAAUGCAGACCACGUCUAUGCACGCGUGCACUGGAUGUAUCGGCCAGACGAAAUACCUCCAGGGACGUUAUAUAGAAGUAAGAAGAUCCAAGGUCGUCAAUCAUACCAUGGGGUAGAGAGCUGA
Molecule: messenger RNA, 531 nt
Organism: Fusarium redolens
Lineage: Eukaryota; Fungi; Ascomycota; Sordariomycetes; Hypocreales; Nectriaceae
Exons: 1
Coding region: 1-531 (176 amino acids)
Molecular function (GO): chromatin binding
Source: RefSeq, a predicted model, not a curated record